Onthophagus taurus is the source of this 3264-nucleotide messenger RNA. NCBI's taxonomy places the organism in Eukaryota, Metazoa, Arthropoda, Insecta, Coleoptera, Scarabaeidae. The record is from RefSeq and is a predicted model, not a curated record.
AUAAAAAACAGAUAAAAAUAUGAGAAGUCGGUAUGGAAGAUAUCUAUUUUCAAUCAACCCUUUGAGGAUGUUAAAAAUAAUAAAUUCUCUCCUUAAACAAAUUCAAACCAAAGAUCUUUCAAAAUACCAAAAAUCUUUCUGAAAAAAAUGUAAUUCAAGUUAAUUUAACUCUUUAAUAAAAAGUAAUUCAUCUCUUGAUUCUAUUUGUACAAGAAGUGAUAACAGCAGUGAAAUGGAGGACAAAUCGGCUCUUGUAGAAGAAAAAUCCGAUAAAAUAAUGAUAACGAGAAUAAUCGGUGAGAUGAAGAACAAUUUUAAUAAAUCAGAAAAUUCCGAAAUCGAUCUCGAUGUAAACUCUUUAUCAAUUCAUGAAGACAUUGAAGCCAAUCAAAUUAUCCAAAAAGAAGAAGAUAACAGCGAAAAUAUUCACGAAAGUGAUGAUAAGGCAAUGAAUUUCGAUGUGUCGAACAUAAACCAAUUAAAAAACGACGAAAAUUUCACCGAAAUUCAUCAAGAAAAAUUACAAGUUGAAUCACCAAAAGAAAGUGUUGAAAAACAAGAAAUUGAGGUUAGGAAAUUAUUAGUUAACUCAAAAGCGAAUAAUAAAAAGAACACCAAACCGAUGAAUCAAGUAUUAAAACGGUCAAUUCGACAAAGAAAAAGUAAGGACGGCGAGUCGGUGUUACAAAGUGCGAUUUUACGGAAGGAAAAAUCUUAUAAUGAACCCGCUCGGUCACAAAGACCCACGCGACAAUUAAAAUUAACCCCGAAAAUAUUAGAAAAUUUAGGACAAUUUUCUUCGAAUCGAGAGAAAGUUAAAACCAGCAAAAAUAAUAAACAUAAAGUUUUGGAUAAAUGUUUUAAACGCGUUAAACGAACUAAAUUGGAUGCUUUUGAAGAAGAAAAGUGUUUUCGGAGGUCACAAAGAAAAUCGACAAGUCGUUUUAAAGAAAUUAGUCAAGAUAAUUCUCAAAUUAACACAAUAGAAAAUUCUGAAAACUUUGAUGAACCUGAUUCAAAUUCAAAGUUAUGUUUUUGCACAGAAAAAUCAAAUAUUUAUUUAUCUACAAAUGCAGGGGAAGUUUUUUGUCAAGCUAUUGAUUGUUUUGAGGAUAAACAACUUGGUUGUAAUAAUUUGGUGAAUGUAAAAGAUACUCCAAUGAUGAGAACUUCGUGUCGAGUGCCUUUUGGGGUAUUUUGCAAAGUUCACACCAACCGAAUGUUGAAACAUAAUCGAUGUCCGUCUUGCGGAUUAUUUUGCAUGCAAGGUAAAUUCGUAGAGUGCGUAAAUAAACAUCAUUAUCAUCGAUUAUGUUCAAAUGCGAACUGUCCUCAUUGUGGAGCUCCAACACCAAAACACGACGUACUGAUUAAAAUGCAUUCAUCGAAAAAUCCUGUUAUACUUGAUAAGCAACGUAAAUUUUAUCCUACAGCAAAAAUGACCUUUCCAAAUAAAUUCUUAAGUGUAACCCGAACCGAUAGAGAUUCACCUUUACUCACAAUGGAUGUUCAUGAAUACGACAUUCGUCCAAGUAAUAAAAAGGUGGAUGCAGAAACAAUUAUUGAUACAAUUAAAAAAGGCGAUAUUGACGAAUUGGCCCAAAUUUUAGGGUCAAAAUUGUUUCAAUUGGAAAUUUUGUACAAUACAACAGGUGAAAAUGAUUCCAUUAUACAUUUUUGUGCAAAAAAUGGAUAUCUCUCUGCUCUACAUAUGUUUUAUUCAAUAAAUGCUGAAUUUGAAAUUUUGGAUAAAGAUCAAAAUACACCCUUAAUGGUUGCUAUUAUUGCAUUUAAAAAUGAUGUUGUUAAGUAUUUAAUUAAAUCUGGAGCUAGUAUUUCUUUUAAGGGUGUUGAUGGAAUGACAGCUCUUCAUUUAUCAGCACAACAUGGUAAUUUAGUUGCUUGUGAAUUAUUACUACAAUCGGCAAUAAAUAAAAAAGAUUAUAUUAAUAAAUGUGAUGAUGGUGGAUGGACAGCUUUAGUUUGGGCGUGCGAAUAUUCCUAUUCAGAAAUCGUGUUGUUCUUCUUACGAAAAGGUGCUGAUCCUAUGGUGCAAGAUUUAAAACAAAACGUUGCGUUACAUUGGGCAGCUUGUAGCGGUUCUCAAGACUGCUUGGGGUUUCUAUUAGAUUACGGGAGUAACGUUAAUUGCGUAAACGUUCAAGGAGACACCCCACUUCAUAUUGCAGCGCGUGAAGAUAAGUACAAUGCAGUAAUUUUAUUACUUCUACGAGAAGGUGAUGCUUCGCUUUCAAACAAAUUAGGUGAAACGCCAAUUGAUUGUGCUUUAGAAAAUGGAGAUUGUUUUCGAGCGAUUAAUUUAAACGUGCAGUUAAGAACCAUUUGGUGGAGGCAGCAAAAAAAUAGAAUAAUCCUUACAAAUGAUAUUACAAAUGGUCGGGAAUUAAAUCCAAUUCAAUGCGUCAACCAAGUCGAUGGUGAUCCCAAACCUGGUGAUUUCGUUUAUAUAACCGAUUAUUGUUUCACCAGCGAUAUUAACGUUGACAUUAAAGUAACCUCUUUACAUCAAUGUACAUGUGAAGAUGAUUGCAAUACCGAGUGUAUUUGUGCCCAAAAUUCUUUAAAUCCUUAUGAUGAAGAUGGAAAAUUAGUCGAUUUUAAUUUUUAUGAUCCACAACUAAUCUUUGAAUGUAAUAAUUUAUGUCCUUGUAAUCAAUUAACUUGUUCUAAUCGAGUUGUUCAAAAAGGAUUAAAUUGUCGUUUUCAAGUGUACAAAACAGAGUCGAAAGGUUGGGCUGUAAAAUCGUUACAAAAAAUCGCAAAAGGUCGCUUUGUUUGCGAGUACAUUGGUGAGAUCAUUGGUGAAUUGGAAGCAGAUCAACGAUCUCAAGAUGAUUAUCUCUUCGAUUUAAUGGACGAUAAUAAUCGGGAUGCAAACGGGUUUUGUAUCGAUGCGAAACGUUACGGAAAUGUGGCGAGAUUUUUUAAUCACAGCUGCGAUGCGAAUUUAACGCCCGUAAAGGUAUUCAUUAAUCACCAGGACGUUAAUUUUCCGAGGAUUGCGCUUUUUGCUAAUCGGGAAAUUCAAGCCGAAGAGGAAUUAUGUUUUGACUAUGGAAUAAAAUAUUGGUUAAUCAAAAGUAAAAGUUCGACAUGCGAAUGUAAAAGCUCUAAAUGUCAAUACUCGAAGGUGAUGAUCGAGGAAACUUUGGAGGCGUAUCGGGUUCAAAUCAACGACGCUGAUAAAAAAAUUAAUUAAGGUCAGGUUAUUAUUAUUUCUUUUAAUUGUAUUUUAAGUUAUGU